This is a messenger RNA of Vigna unguiculata (cowpea), 1185 nucleotides long. Its product is annotated as RNA-binding (RRM/RBD/RNP motifs) family protein. Gene Ontology annotation, cellular component: catalytic step 2 spliceosome; precatalytic spliceosome; U2 snRNP. Gene Ontology annotation, biological process: mRNA splicing, via spliceosome. Lineage: Eukaryota; Viridiplantae; Streptophyta; Magnoliopsida; Fabales; Fabaceae. Gene Ontology annotation, molecular function: RNA binding. The record is from RefSeq and is a predicted model, not a curated record.
CUUUUCUGUUACACCACAGUCAUACCGAAAGGGUUGUGUGAGUUUGGAAAUCUAAUGGCUCAACAGGUAUUACUGAAUUCAUGUCCACCUCAACAUGUAUCGCUUCAGCGGUUCAGAAUUUUGAAGCCAUCGAUAUGGGUCACGAAACCGAAUAUCGUUUCUUCACCAUCAGUUUCUACCUCAGCUCCUCUUCGCUGCGUGUCGUUUUGCUGCAACUCUAGCGCUACCUCUUCCGUCGAAUCCAAUUUACCCUCUUCAGCCAAAAUCUUCGUCAAAGGGCUACCUCACUCAACCUCUGAAGGAAGAUUGAUGAAGGUGUUUUCAGAGUUUGGAGUAGUUAAUCUCGUCCAGCUUCCAAUAGAUGAAGAAUCAGGAAAGUCUUUAGGAUUUGCAUUUAUUUGGUUUGUAAAGGAAGAGUCUGCGCAAUUGGCUGUCCAAGAGAUGAAUGGAAAGUUUUUUGAUGGCAGAUUUAUUUAUGUUACAAUUGCAAAGCCUGGACCAUCAAACAAUUCGAAGAGGACAACAGCCUACAAAUUUUAAUCAUAUGAGCAGUUGUUGAAUUUCGACACUAUAAUUUCCUUGAUGGAACGGCUAAACAAUAUUGGAUCACUUGAGGGGUCUAAAGUUCAAUGCUACACAUUCUACUCCAUAGCCCCAGAAUGAGAGACCCUUUGAUUUGAAAAGUUACUAAAAUUUAUCGCAAAAAGAAUCACUAAUGUGUGGGUAUACAUAGUAGCCUUUCUAUAAACCAAAAAUAUACUUGGAAGUUGGUGAUCAAGAACAAGAAGCAGGGGUCAAUAUGGAAGAAGAUCCACAAGCCAGGGUCUUCUCCAAAGAUCCCAAAGACAAUCUCCUCUUCCUCAAGGGUGAGUUUAUUCAUUUGAGAGACUAUCUUUGACCAUAUAAAAAACAAUUUUCUAUUAAGAGCAAAGUUGCUCAAACAUAUCACUAAUGUCAUGUCUUUUUGGUAUUGAAUCUUCCAAUUUAGUGAUGUUAAGUAUGUCCUGUAUAUCUCUUACUUACAACCAGUCGCAGAAAGAAAUUGAGGUUCUCCAUUUAUCUUUUAAGUAAGCAGUUCCUCAAGCUAUGAUGAAACAAAUUGGCUCGGCACUGCUAUCCACUGGUUGGUUUUAUUUAUGACCUAUCAAUUGUUGCCUUUGAUUUAAUUGAAAGCAUCUUUUCAAA